ACGUCUCGGAAGAGAUACCCCCUCAUGACAAUGACCGCAGUGAUCGCGGCUCUUGCCCUCAUUAUCGGGCUGGUGCUGGGCCUGCCUCAGGGGAAUAGUGGGGGGAAUGGUGGAUCUGCUGGAGCCUCGGAGGGGAGGACAAGCCCACCAUGGUACCCUAGUCGUACGUUCCUCAUUCCUCUGUCACUGGCAUUCCUUCCAUCCUGGUUAAAAAAAUUCCGUCGCUGACCUUCAUCAUUUCAUCUUUAGCUAAGGGAGGGACUGUGGAUCAAUGGGCGGAAAGCUAUGGGAAAGCCGCGAGUCUAGUACGAAAGAUGAGCUUGGCCGAGAAAGUUAAUGUCACCACAGGGACUGGGUGGUCGAUGGGCCCCUGUGUAGGGAAUACUGGAACCACAAAUGUUGGUUUCCCUUCUUUGUGUCUUCAGGAUGGGCCGCUUGGUGUCAGAUUUGCGGAUUCUAUCACCGUGUUCCCGGCGGGGAUCACAACUGCUGCGACAUGGUCAAGGAAGCUUAUGUACGACCGCGCAAGAGCGCUAGGUAAAGAGGCUAGAGGGAAGGGUGUUAAUGUGUUACUCGGCCCUUGCGUUGGCCCUAUCGGCCGGUCUCCUCUGGGUGGGAGGAAUUGGGAGGGCUUCGGGAGUGACCCAUAUCUACAGGGAAUCGCGGGGGGCUUGAGUGUCCAGGGGAUACAAGACGAAGGAGUUAUUGCAACUGCAAAGCACUUUGUUGCCAAUGAGCAAGAGAAGUGAGGAUACCCCCCCCCCCCCACCGAUACUUCACAAGAUGUCACUCGAACGGAAUUUCUGGUUGAGGGAGAACUGCGUUGACUAAUCCGGGGGUUUUAGAUUUCGUCAGCUCUCCGAAAUUUUGAGUCAAGGUUUCAAAGACGUCAUUGCUCCUCUUAGUUCAAAUAUUGGUGACAGGGCAUUAAGGGAAUUGUACAUUUGGCCCUUCAUGGAUACCGUUCGUAUGGGACUGGGAAGUGUCAUGUGCGGCUAUAAUCAAGUGAGUAUAGCGUGCGGCCACUCCCCCAAGAGUGAGAAACAUAUUAACCCUUUGCCUUAGAUUAACAAUUCGAAUGCCUGCCAAAAUAGCUAUAUCUUGAACGGGAUACUUAAGGACGAAUUGGGAUUCCAGGGGUUUGUGAUGAGCGAUUGCAUGUGCCUCCUUGAGACGUAUUUGCAUCCUUUCUAACAGGUUUCAGGGCUCGGCCAGAGAAGCGGGGUUGCCAGCGUUCUUUCCGGAAUGUAAGCAACGCAUUAAGGGGGAUCAUGGAGAUCGGACGCUGAUAUCAAGAUAGGGACAUGACUAUGCCUGGAGACGGGCUCUUGUGGGCUGAUGGAAACUCACUCUUGGGUCCGCAGCUCACUCGGGCCGUGUUGAAUGGUAGCGUACCUAUCGAUAGAUUGGAUGACAUGGUUCUACGGAUCGUGGCAAGGUGAGUCUCCCCCCAAAAUCAUGUAGGGGUUUUCAGGCUUACCCUGUGCUUCGCAUAUAUAGCUGGUACCAAAUCGGGCAGGAUGAUGCGUCUUACCCCCGCCCCAACUUUUCCAGUUGGUUCAGGACCUCCGUUGGCCCAACCUAUGUCGGCGCGGGCCCUUCUGCAGGACACAGCCUGCAGAACCUUUAUGCAGACGUUAGGGAUGACCAUCACGAAGUUGCAAGGGCGAUCGCCGCCGAAAGCAUCACACUCCUAAAGAACAUCAAUGGGGCUCUACCACUCAAAUCUGGAAAAGAAGCGAAGAAAUCUAUCAUGAUAUUUGGAAGCGAUGCUGGCCCAAAUCUCCUGGGCCCUAAUGGCUGCCCCGACAGAAGUUGCAACAAUGGAACCUUAGGACAGGGCUGGGGCUCCGGCAGUGCUGAAUACGCAUACUUGGUCACGCCUCUUGAAGCCAUCCAAGCAAAGGCAUUGGCUGAUAGAACAAUGGUUGAGUAUGUUUUGGAUGAUUAUCACUACGGUAGAAUUAAUUUCACAGCCGAAAAGACGCCAAACGCAACCUGCCUGGUUUUUGUGAAUAGCGAUUCCGGGGAGGGAUAUACAUCCGCCGAGGGUGUGUUAGGAGAUAGGGUUGAUCUGAAACUGUGGCAUGGAGGUGAUAAGCUGAUCCUCUCUGUUGCCGAAAGAUGUAGCAACACCAUUGUCAUCAUUCAUUCCGUAGGCCCUGUUGACAUGGAGGUAAGAUCCCUAAAUUGUCUGCUUUUUGGGCGUCUACUAAUGGGGGAUAAGGCCUGGAUUGAGCACAAGAACGUUACCGCUGUUUUAAUGGCACACCUUCCUGGCCAGGAGAGUGGCACAGCGUUACUAGAUGUCCUCUAUGGAAUAACAAAUCCCAGCGGCAGGCUUCCUUACACAAUAGGGAAAUCACUAGCGGAUUACGGCCCCGCAGCACCUAUCAUGAUGCAACCUGGGGGAUCCGUCCCACAGCAAGAUUUCUCCGAAGGCCUUUACAUCGACUACCGCCACUUCGAUAGGGAACGGAUAGCCCCCCGUUUCGAAUUCGGCUUCGGGCUUUCUUACACCACCUUUGAAUUCUCUAACAUGAGAAUCACCCAAACCCGUGCUCCAACCGAAUUCCCGCCAGCCCGGCCGGUUGGCGUCCCCGCACCAGAGCUAAACUCCACAAUUCCUCCCUCCUCGGAACUCGGUUUCCCGCCGGGCAUAAAGCGCUUGCAGAGGUACAUCUACCCAUACCUCAACGACACAAGCAUCACGAAAUCGCCGGAACCAUACCCAUACCCGUCCGGAUACUCCACAACUCCACACGAACCUUCACCUGCCGGGGGCGCACAGGGUGGCCAUCCAGCGCUCUUUGACGUGAUCUUCCAUGUUACUGUAUCUGUCAAGAACACCGGUAGCGUUCCAGGCAAAGCUGUCCCGCAGUUAUACAUUAGCUACCCGAACAGCACAGGCGUGGACUUUCCCGUGCGCUCUCUGAGAGGGUUUGAGAAAGUUGGUGCUGGACCGGGCGAGACGGUGGAUGUUGGGUUUGACAUCACGAGGCGGGAUAUAAGUUAUUGGGACGAGAAGAGGGGGAAUUGGAGGAUCCCUCUUGACAAGGAGGGGAAUAUCGGAUCUUAUGAGAUUUUUGUGGGGGAUAGCUCGAGAGGGGAGGGUGUUACUGGGAGGACGGAGGUCGUUCAGGUUUGA
Tuber aestivum (summer truffle) is the source of this 3148-nucleotide messenger RNA. The record is from the annotation of a GenBank genome assembly. NCBI's taxonomy places the organism in Eukaryota, Fungi, Ascomycota, Pezizomycetes, Pezizales, Tuberaceae.